Melopsittacus undulatus (budgerigar) is the source of this 652-nucleotide messenger RNA. It is a transcript of the gene TMEM216, whose product is annotated as transmembrane protein 216. The transcript is spliced from 5 exons. Bases 41 to 466 code for a protein of 141 amino acids. Gene Ontology annotation, cellular component: ciliary transition zone. Gene Ontology annotation, biological process: non-motile cilium assembly. Lineage: Eukaryota; Metazoa; Chordata; Aves; Psittaciformes; Psittaculidae. The record is from RefSeq and is a predicted model, not a curated record.
CGGACAAGGAGGAGGGCGGCGGUUUCCAUGGCGAUGGAAGAUGGCGCCCAGGGGCCGGCAGCGCUCCUCGGCCCCGCUGCAGGUGCUGCUGUUCCUCAACGGCUGGUACAGUGCGACCUACUUCCUGCUGGAGGCCUUCGUCUUCGUCUACAAGGUGCUGCUGCUGCCCUAUCCGGUCACCAACCUGGUGCUGGACGUGCUGCUGCUCUGCAUGUACCUGGGGACCGAGGCCACGAGAAUCUGCUUCGGCUCCAAGGGCAACCUGUGCCAGCGGAAGGUUCCCCUCUGCAUCAGCCUGGCCCUGACAGUGCCAGCGGCAGUCAUGGCAGUGUAUUACCUGCUGCUGCAGACCUAUGCCCUGCGCCUCGAAGCCAUCCUCAACGCCAUCCUCCUCCUCUUCUACGCCCUGGAGCUGCUGCUGGGCAUCCUGGCACUCAUCUCCUUCUCCAGCACGGAUUCAUACUGAGGCCCUGUGCCAAAGGACGGGCUGCAGGAGGCACUGGGUGCUCAGCACCCUCAGUUGGGUGUCUGUCCAUCAGCCCCCCCCCGCUGCCCCCCAGGAUGAGCACAGCAGCUCCAGGUACAGAGAAUUCCUAUUUUUUUGCUACCUUCUCACAAGAAUUCCCUAUUUUCCAAUAAAUGGUUAUUUUUA